AUGCUGUUGAACACUCUGCUCAUGGUGUUGAGCUCUCAGUGCGUCUGGAGCAGAAAAUCUGAACCUAUCCUCCAUGAGGCGGACGCAGGAUUGUUCAGGGGAUCAGACAAAUAUGACUUUGCCAUCGAGGUUCCCGCUGCAGGGAUGGAGUGUUUCUGGCACUUUGCCCACCAGAGUGGGAGCUUCUACCUGAUGUACAUGGUACAGUGGGUAACAGGGAUGGCCAACGAUCACCGGCUAUUUGUGACGGUCAGCUCACCUCAGGGCGAUCUCGUGGUUUCUAAGAACCAGGCCGUUGGUCAGAUGAACUUCCAGACUGAGGUGACAGGUUUUUACCGGUUGUGUCUUGGGAACCACAACAACCAGUUUGGAGGCAUUAGGGUCUUUGUGAACUUUGGCGUCAUCUACGAAGGCUUUGAGGAGUCAAAAAGAGAGAUGGAGGAAGGAGAGAAGGUCCUCAACAGCACUUUGGCCGGUAUUGAGGAGAGUGUGCAGAAGCUCCAGAAUCAGAUCUUCCACAUGUGGCGUCAUUACAACUUUGCCCGCAUGAGGAAAGGGAAGGAUCACUACCUCCUCCUGUCCAACUUCAACUACGUCACCUGGUGGUCAGCGACCCAAAGCCUGGUCAUCCUCCUGUCUGGAUACUUGCAGCUCCUCGUCCUCAAAAGACUCUUCCACACGGACUCCAGCAGACCGCGAUGCUGAAGUCUUCUAGCAACGCGGCUUUAACCCCUUAUGUGAUUUCUGCUUUCUCACAUCAGAUUGUUAUUGAUACAUGCACACUAUCUAAAGCUAGAAAUUUAAACACGCUUGGAUACAAGCUUUUG
Molecule: messenger RNA, 827 nt
Organism: Anoplopoma fimbria (sablefish)
Lineage: Eukaryota; Metazoa; Chordata; Actinopteri; Perciformes; Anoplopomatidae
Product: transmembrane emp24 domain-containing protein 6-like
Exons: 4
Coding region: 1-705 (234 amino acids)
Biological process (GO): intracellular protein transport; endoplasmic reticulum to Golgi vesicle-mediated transport; Golgi organization
Cellular component (GO): Golgi apparatus; endoplasmic reticulum-Golgi intermediate compartment; endoplasmic reticulum
Source: RefSeq, a predicted model, not a curated record